Acanthoscelides obtectus is the source of this 324-nucleotide messenger RNA. The record is from the annotation of a GenBank genome assembly. NCBI's taxonomy places the organism in Eukaryota, Metazoa, Arthropoda, Insecta, Coleoptera, Chrysomelidae.
AUGCACAAUUUGUUCGUUAGUUGUGUCACUGACUUGAAAUUCAAGGUCACCCUUCAAGGUGAAUCGAAAAAUCAAGGUCACUCAGAAACUCAAGGUCACACUUCAAGGUCACCCGAAAAACUCAAGGUCACACUUCAAGGUCACUCGGAAACUCAAGGUCACGUUUCAAUGUUACAUUUCAAGGUUGGCAUCGAAGGUCAGCUCUCAAGGUCGUUUGGCACCGAAGGUCGGCGCUCAAGGGCGUCCCAGAACAUACAAACCCGAUCUACUUGCAGCCACUGUCAUUUUGAAAUACACGGUUCUGAGACUUCAGUGUAACACUGA